Messenger RNA from Mesocricetus auratus (golden hamster), 219 nucleotides. RefSeq names its product translation machinery-associated protein 7-like. The coding region runs from base 25 to 219 and encodes 64 amino acids. The transcript has a single exon. The record is from RefSeq and is a predicted model, not a curated record. Lineage: Eukaryota; Metazoa; Chordata; Mammalia; Rodentia; Cricetidae.
GGGAAGGGGCUGUCUGUGGGUGCCAUGUCGGGCCACGAAGGUGGCAAAAAGAUGCCCCUGAAACAGCCCAAGAAGCAGGCCAAGGAGAUGGACGAGGAAGAUAAGGCUCUCAAGCAGAAACAAAAGGAGGAGCAGAAGAAACUGGAGGAGCUGAAAGCCAAGGCCGCGGGGAAGGGGCCCCUGGCCACAGCUGGAAUUAAGAAAUCUGGCAAAAAGUAA